UACAUAAUCUUUCCAAGUUGUACUGAAGUGUAUGUAAUAAAUAUCCUCCCACUUAUCUCAGCAGAAAAGGCCAAAAAUUUUUUAAAUUAAUGCUUGCAAUUAAUGCGCGGGGCUUCUAAUUUUAAUAUCAAAACAUGUUUGAAAAGUGUAGCGGAUUGACACAUUUGUGUUACUAAGGAAGUGCUCGCAAUUAAAUUUGUGGUCAGAAGUGAAGGAUAAUGGCUCUCAAACAACUUUUCGUUCUUUUUUGUGCAAGAAAUAAUCCCUUGAAAAAUGCAAAAAAUCUGUCUACUAAAUCCGGCAUGGCAAGAAACAUUAGUUUUGGAGGUUAUGCUUUAUUAGCAGUUCCAAUCACAACAUUCUGUUUAGGAACAUGGCAAGUGAAGAGAAGAGCAUGGAAACUAAAUCUUAUUGAUGAAGUUAAAAAAAAGAAUCAAGAGCCUCCUGUUGAGUUUCCUGAACAGUUGCAAGAACUCUCUGAUAUGGAAUAUAGAAGAGUGAGGAUGCGUGGUACUUUUGACCAUUCAAAAGAGGUUUAUAUUGGACCUCGAUCGCUCAUGAGCAACAAAGAAGAUGGUGGAGGUGGUGUUUUAUCAUCUCGUUCUCAAACAGGGGUUCUGGUGAUUACACCUUUCCAUUUUGCUGAUAAAAAUCUUACUAUCUUAGUUAAUAGAGGUUGGGUUCCAAAACAUAAAAAGGAUCCUUCUACAAGACCUGAAGGACAGAUCCAGAAUGAAGUUGAGCUCAUUGGAACAGUACGACAUCCUGAAAAUAGGCCACAAUUUUGUCCCAAAUCGCAACCAGGUUCUGAUUUGUUUUUCUACCGUGAUGUAACUAGGAUGGCGCAGAUGGCUGGAGCAGCACCUAUACUGGUAGAUGCUGAUUCUUCAAGUACCGUUCCUGGAGGUCCUAUUGGUGGGCAGACUAAAAUUACUUUUAGAAAUGAACACAUGUCUUACAUUUUAACAUGGUACUCUCUUUCCAUUGCAACUUUCUACAUGUGGUACAGAAAUUACCUUCGAUCUCCAAAAGUUUUGAUAUAAAAUUGUUUAGUGAUAGUAAUUCAAAUUUUGAACUUAGUAAUGGUGGCCUAGAAGCUUUUUAUCACUUGUUAUGUAUGUUGAUUGACAUAUUUGAUUUUGACAUUGAAAGGUAAAAUGUUAAAACAUGUUCGAAAAUAUUUUUAAUAAAAUUUUAGAAAGUU
This is a messenger RNA of Uloborus diversus, 1204 nucleotides long. RefSeq names its product surfeit locus protein 1-like (gene Surf1). Gene Ontology annotation, biological process: mitochondrial respiratory chain complex IV assembly. The record is from RefSeq and is a predicted model, not a curated record. The transcript has 8 exons. Lineage: Eukaryota; Metazoa; Arthropoda; Arachnida; Araneae; Uloboridae. The coding region runs from base 219 to 1043 and encodes 274 amino acids. Gene Ontology annotation, cellular component: mitochondrion; membrane.